This is a messenger RNA of Ceratina calcarata, 3138 nucleotides long. It is a transcript of the gene CenG1A, whose product is annotated as Centaurin gamma 1A. Bases 506 to 2662 code for a protein of 718 amino acids. Gene Ontology annotation, biological process: activation of GTPase activity. The transcript is spliced from 13 exons. Lineage: Eukaryota; Metazoa; Arthropoda; Insecta; Hymenoptera; Apidae. Gene Ontology annotation, molecular function: GTP binding; GTPase activity; GTPase activator activity. The record is from RefSeq and is a predicted model, not a curated record.
GGAUGGUAACUGGAAACUGCGUAAAUAGUAAAUCGGUGAUACGAAUUUAAUGUUAGGUCUGUACUUCGUCUGUGGUCGUGCUUGGUUCGAGGUUCGAGCUUGCAUUACGCUUUUUAGGCAACAGAAACAGAACGUAGUUGAACAGAUUCGUAAAGCCAUGAGCGUAAUCAAAUUUCAUACAGAUACUAUUUGAACGUUUAUUUGCAAGUCUCCUCUUACUGCAGCUGUGGAUUUAGAAAUAUUAAGCGCGACGACUUGUCGCUUGCGAUUUGACAGUUUCCGAUUUUGUUUCUAAAAAGGCGGAGUUACUUUAUGCAGCCAGUGUUAAGACUGCUAAGUAACUUGCUUUGCUCGUCCAACGAUGUUGAUAAAUAGUCAAGUUUGACAUGUGUUACACGAGGACUGAUAAAUUUAAAUCAGUCGAAAUCAUGUGAAAACAGUUCGAUCGUUUACAAAGUGCCUGUGAUGUAAUUUUCAAGAGUAAUUUAAAGCAAUUUUAAAGAAAAUGACAACUGAGCAGAGUGGGCACGAUCAUUCCCUUGCGAUUAGACAAGAAAUACAACGUUUCGAGAGUGUUCAUCCAUCUAUCUACGCUAUUUAUGAUUUAAUAGAUCUUAUUUCCGAUUCGCACAUCUCGAAACAGAUCCGAGAACAUGUUGUCGCGAUCGAAGAUUCGUUUGUUAACAGUCACGAAUGGACGUUAGCCAGAGACGUUCCGGAGUUACAUUUAGGAAUCAUUGGCUCGUCGGACUCCGGCAAAUCAGCUUUGGUUCACAGAUAUUUAACUGGUUCGUUCAUGCACGAGGAAUCUCCAGAAGGUGGGCGCUUUAAAAAGGAAGUCUUUAUCAAUGAUCAGAGUUAUCUCUUGCUCAUUAGAGAUGAGGGUGGAAUACCAGAGUCACAAUUCUCUGCUUGGAUCGACGGUUUAUUACUUGUAUUUAGUUUAGAGAACGAGGAAAGUUUCUCGAUCGUUUGCAAUUUUUAUAACAGGAUGUGUUCGUUUCGAAAUAUGUCGGAGGUACCAAAAAUACUCGUAGGAGUUCAAGAUUCAAUUAACGAUGCUAAUCCCAGGGUUAUUAAAGAUGUUAGACCGAGAAAGUUGGCAUGUGAUCUGAGAUGCCCUUAUUACGAGACGUGUGCUAUUUAUGGUUUGAACGUUGAGAGGGUAUUCCAGGAUGUGUGCCAAAAAAUUAUACAACAUAUAUCUGCGAAGCAUUAUAGAUGCAAUGGGCAGCAAGCGAUAGACAAUGAAAUAAAGUAUCCUGUUCCAACGAUUGCCAAAACUACGCAGCUUCUGGCUAAAGAAGUGGAAGCGACAAAUUCAUCGAAAUUGAAUACACCUGAUAAAGAUGAAGAUACUAGAUCGCUUCAUAACAGUUCUACUCAAAAUGACACUGCGACCAUAAGCGAUAACUUUCAUAAUGUACAGAAUCAACACGGAGAUUUCAGAUCUUCGAUCUUAACACCGACCACUAUCAGGAAAUUUCGAAGGAAGUCGAACAUAUUUACUCCGUCGAAAAAGGAGAAAUACAAUAUGGGUGAGAUGGGUGUUGGCAGGGAAAUUCCCGUGAAGCAAGGAUAUCUGUUUAAACGAAGCAGUAAAUCUUUGAAGGAAUGGAAAAAGAAAUACGUUACAUUACUGGAAGAUGGUCGUUUAACUUACCAUUCCAGCUUACAUGAUUAUAUGAACGAUAGUAAUGGUAAAGAGAUAUUGUUACAAUAUGUGACCGUAAAAGUGCCUGGAAAAACCCCUAAAGGUUCUAAAUCAUCCAAUGCUCAAGAAGAUAGCUUUGAAUUUUCAAUCAUCUCGUUAGAAAACAAGACGUGGCAUUUCGAAGCGAAUAACGCCGAAGAUAGAGACAGUUGGAUCUCUGCUAUAGAGCAGCAGAUACUGUCGAGUUUGCAAAAUAGCGACGGUGAUAAGAAGAAUGAACCUGAUGCUUUCAAAAUGCAUUGUAUAAAAAAUAAAGUAUCGGGUAACGAUGCCUGCGUUGAUUGCGGAGCAUCGAAUCCGGAUUGGGCCAGCUUGAACUUGGGUGUAUUGAUGUGCAUUGAAUGCUCGGGAAUACACAGAAAUCUGGGUUCACACAUAUCGAAAGUCAGGUCGUUAGACUUGGACGAUUGGUCCGCAGGUCAGUUAAGUGUAAUGUUAGCCCUUGGUAAUGACAUAGCGAAUAGUGUUUGGGAAUAUUGCUUGAACGGGAAACAGAAGCCGAGCUCGGACUCCCCUAGGGAAGAGAAGGAGCAAUGGAUCAGGUGGAAGUACGAGGAUAAAAUGUUUCUGCCGCCGAUAAAUCCAAACAUCUCCUUGGGGAAACUCCUUAUUGAUUCGGUUUGCCGGGGCGAUAUGAGAGCGUUCACGUUGUGCUUAGCCAGAUGUAGUUACGAGGACAUUAACAUGCCUGUCAGUAUGGAAGACUUGAGAACGCCUUUACACUUGGCUUGCGCUACGGGAAAUUUAGCUAUGGCCCAGCUGUUGAUAUGGCAUAAAGCGAAUCCGCAAAAUCUAGAUCACGAGGGACGUACGUGUAUGUCGUACGUGCGAGCGCUCGAGAGAACGCUUGACAAUUCGACGGAUACGAUGGAAAUGCAGAAGCUUCUCGAAGUACUUGAACAAGCUAGUGUUUCCGGUGUAGAUGAAGUAGAAACUUCUCAGUAUUAAAAUUGUUUAUGUUAUGUACUUAUUGCAUGCAGAGCCAUGUCUCAAUUAAUGGCUUAGUGUUCGAUACCUUCUGUCAUCGGAGUUAAUACAACUUUUAACAUUUUAUCGAUACUGAUACCCAGAAGAGUGACCAAAGUACGUUGAACGAGUUUGAGAGAACGAUAUGCUUCUUCGGAAUAGGAAAUUGUCUAUGUAUCAGUAUAUAUCUUUUAACUGGCUAUAAAGUUCGUAAAAAGUUUGACCAGAUAGUUUAACGAAUAUAACUUUACAUAUAUAUUUGUACAUUGAGAAGUAAUUUGAAUUAAAACAAUUAAUUCAUAUGAUCAUACGUAUUUAACAAGGUUUAGGUCAGUGAAAGUAAUGUCUAAUAGUAAAUUGGCGUGUACAUUAUCGAUAUAUAUGACUGAUGAGAGUACAAACACUCAUAAAUCUAGUUAUAUUUAUACACGGAAUACAUUUAAUGUAUUUGAAAAAUG